Molecule: messenger RNA, 2109 nt
Organism: Otolemur garnettii (small-eared galago)
Lineage: Eukaryota; Metazoa; Chordata; Mammalia; Primates; Galagidae
Gene: DEDD2
Product: death effector domain containing 2
Exons: 5
Coding region: 299-1279 (326 amino acids)
Biological process (GO): extrinsic apoptotic signaling pathway via death domain receptors; regulation of apoptotic process; apoptotic process
Cellular component (GO): nucleolus
Molecular function (GO): protein binding; DNA binding
Source: RefSeq, a predicted model, not a curated record
UAGAUGGAACCACCUAGGCGGUGGGAGAGAGGGCGGGAUUGCCCCUUCAGGGAGAUUGUCCCUUUGGCUUUGGACAGUGCCACCUGUGUGGAACAAAUAGGGCUGCCUUGGUCGGUCCCACUUGCAGUUUUGGAGCUAUACCACAUGGGUGGAGCCGUGGACUAAUAGGAUGGUAGCACUGGGGAGCCAAAGGGCAAGUUCGGGCAGUACUACCCAGCGUCGAAGGGCAGCAGGCAGGGUGGCCCGGUAUGGGCCCUAGGCCUCGGUUCUGAGCUUGUACCGCCUCCCUCCCCUGGGAAUGGCGUUGUCUGGGUCGACCCCAGCCCCGAGCUGGGAGGAGGAUGAAUGCCUGGACUACUACGGGAUGCUGUCGCUUCACCGUAUGUUCGAGGUGGUGGGCGGGCAACUGACCGAGUGCGAGCUGGAGCUCCUGGCCUUCCUACUGGACGAGGCCCCCGGCGCUGCUGGCGGCUUGGCCCGCGCCCGCAGCGGCCUGGAGCUGUUGCUGGAGCUGGAGCGCCGCGGGCAGUGCGACGAGAGUAAUCUGCGGCUGCUGGGUCAACUCCUGCGUGUGCUGGCCCGCCACGAUCUGCUGCCUCACCUGGCGCGCAAGCGGCGCCGGCCAGUGUCUCCAGAACGAUAUAGCUAUGGCACCUCCAGCUCUUCAAAGAGGACAGAGGGCAGCUGCCGUCAUCGUCGUCGGCAGUCAAGCAGUUCUUCAGAUUCUCGGCAGGAUCAGUGGGAGACAGGCUCCCCUCCAACCAAGCGGCAGCGGAGGAGUCGGGGCCGGCCUAGUGGUGGUGCCAGACGGCGGCGGAGAGGGGGUCCAGCUGCUCCGCAGCAGCAGGAGCCAGCCAGGCCUGCUUCCGAAGGCAAAGUGACUUGUGAUAUCCGGCUCCGGGUUCGAGCAGAGUACUGUGAGCAUGGGCCAGCUUUGGAACAGGGCGUGGCAUCCCGGCGGCCCCAGGCACUGGCACGGCAGCUGGAUGUGUUUGGACAAGCCACUGCAGUGCUGCGCUCAAGGGACCUGGGCUCCGUGGUGUGUGACAUCAAGUUCUCAGAGCUCUCCUAUCUGGACGCCUUCUGGGGUGACUACCUGAGUGGUGCCCUGCUGCAGGCCCUGAGGGGCGUGUUCCUGACUGAGGCCCUGCGUGAGGCCGUGGGCCGGGAGGCUGUCCGCCUGCUGGUCAGCGUGGACGAGGCCGACUAUGAGGCUGGCCGGCGCCGCCUGUUGCUGAUGGAGGAGGAGGGGGGGCAACGCCCAACAGAGGCUUCCUGAUCCUGGAUCUAGCAGGACUAAUGCCACCUCUGAGUCUUCGUGCCACUUCUCCCCUGGAGGACAACCAUCUCUGCCCCUACAGGACUGUCACUUCAGCAGCUCUGAGGACUGUGAUAGGACCAGGAUGGCACGCCCCUUGACAGCCCGCCCCUUGACAGCCCCUUCCACAGGAUGUGGGUUGUGAGGCCUAAACCACUUCCAGCUGAGUUUCCUUCCCAAAUUCUCCCCCACCCCUGUGUUUCAUCGGCCUUAGGAGGCCAGGAGCACCUGGGUCCCCAAAGGGAGGGAGGCAAAGCCACACACCAACAGCCCCCUGCACAUUCUGUCUCUGAUCCUGGGCUGUCUGCACAUGCACGGGUGCACACACAUGCGUGCAAACACACGCUCAUACACACUGCCCCCACUGAAGUCUUCCCACAGCCCUUACCCUGGCCUGUUCCACACACUUUGGCCUAAUGGCUUAUCUCUCAGGAUCUCUAAUUUGACCACCCCCAACCUGGACUUCAGCCACGGUAGUGGGCACUGGAGCCAGGGUGCACGUGGGGCCUGCUCACCUUGUUUGCACAUCUCUAGCCAGGGCUCUGCCCAGCUUUCAUCACCCCCCUCCACCUUCCCCUGCUUCCCAGAGCUAGACAGAGACUUGUAUUCAUACCCUCACAUGUGGAUGUUGUGGCGGCAUCAGACUAAGGUGUACUGUUGUCCAUGAGGCCAGGACCAGGAAACAACUGCCUUCUUGAAAAGGGAAGAGAAAGGCUUGGGGGCUGAUGGGAAAGGCCUUUCUGAAAUGGCACCAAUAAAACUGCCCUGGAAGGGGGCGUAGGUGGGCAUCA